AUGACAGCAACACAGAAGCACACCCUCUUCACCCCGGAGCCUCACUAUGUCCCUGGCUACGGUGGUUUCUUCCCACAGCUGCGAUACCAAGUGGGGAACACUUACGGACGCACCACGGCCCAAUUGCUCAGAGAUCCCAGGGUGAAGAAGAGUCCCUGCUCUGUGCUGUCCCCCAUCUCCAAGCCCAAGUCGCCCUCCGUCCCCGGCCGGGACCUGACUGAGCCCUACAUCCCCCACCACACCGGUCUCAAGCCCUACAAGAACUUCCAGAUCGUGGGCAAGUGCUCACCUCCAGAGGAAGCUACCCAGAGGCUGCUGGGGACAGAGGGCACGUCCCAGCAAGUACAGCUGCCCGCAAGCGUCAUGCCUUACUCCCCCUACUCACCAUGCCCCCCAGGCAGGAAGGGGGCCUCCAGAGACUUUGGAUACCCAGGCCUGCAGCUGUCGUCCAGGGAGGAGGGUUGGAGGAGUCCUGAGCAGACCCCUGAGGCCCCAGGGGAGUACCAGCUUUACCACUGGCGAAAGGAUGAGUGUCGGGCCCCACCCCUCCAGGUAGAGACGCUAGACGUGGGAAGAUUUGAAAGGCUGCCCCAGCUAGACCACCCUAACUUGAUCCAACGCAAGGCCAUCUCAGGAUACGCAGGCUUUGUACCCCAGUUUGCCUGGGUGAUGGGGGUGAAUUACCGCACAGGAGUCAUACAGGCCAUGGACGAGUUUGACAAAAACCAGUUUCUGCUCAGGAACCCCAUCUGUAGCCUGGGGGAGCGGCUGCCCAAGUCACACUGGCCCAACACCACCAUCUACAACAGCCAAGGCCUGAUCCCUUUCUACAUGGGCUUCGUUCCAGCCAUGCAAGACACCUGUGCCAUGACCUUCGGCAACAGCACCAGGAAGGCCUAUCGGAAAGAAAUGGAGAGGCGGAGACACACUAUGAAAACGCUUUAA
Molecule: messenger RNA, 945 nt
Organism: Elephantulus edwardii (Cape elephant shrew)
Lineage: Eukaryota; Metazoa; Chordata; Mammalia; Macroscelidea; Macroscelididae
Gene: CIMIP2A
Product: family with sequence similarity 166, member A
Exons: 7
Coding region: 1-945 (314 amino acids)
Source: RefSeq, a predicted model, not a curated record